Molecule: messenger RNA, 506 nt
Organism: Linderina pennispora
Lineage: Eukaryota; Fungi; Kickxellomycota; Kickxellomycetes; Kickxellales; Kickxellaceae
Exons: 2
Coding region: 8-505 (165 amino acids)
Molecular function (GO): transmembrane transporter activity
Source: RefSeq, a predicted model, not a curated record
UUUUGGCAUGUCGGCGUCGCAAAUUGGCCUCUUUGUUGCCAUUGUUCUUUCUGUGCCCAUGGGCUGGACCGUGGACUGGAUGCUGAGGCGGUUCGGCGAAGGCAUCCGGCCGUUUAUCGUGCUGGCUGGCCUGGCUCUGACAAGCAGCUCUGUGCUGCUGAUGGGCUUCUGCACGACAUUCACCAUGGUAUUGGGCGCAAACACGUGGCUGGCGAUAGUCAUUCUGAUUGUUAAUAUCCCGGUCAUGAGCAGCUUUGGCGACUUUGUCAACAGCCUUGGGCUAAACUCGAUGGCUCAGUCAUAUGGCAUAUACAACGCAUUCUGGGCCUUGGCAUCAACCAUAGCUCCACCCAUCGCCACAACCCUGUAUACCCGGAUCGGAUACAGGUCUACCGUGGCUGGCCUGCUCACGGGGCUCUGUAUUGUAUGCUCGGUGCUGAUAAUGGCAGAGCCGCUCUGGCGACUGUGCAAGCGAGCAAUGCGUACUGUUGUAGAGAGGAAAUGAG